Molecule: messenger RNA, 1272 nt
Organism: Aspergillus campestris IBT 28561
Lineage: Eukaryota; Fungi; Ascomycota; Eurotiomycetes; Eurotiales; Aspergillaceae
Product: serine protein kinase
Exons: 3
Coding region: 1-1272 (423 amino acids)
Biological process (GO): spliceosomal complex assembly; regulation of mRNA processing; protein phosphorylation
Molecular function (GO): protein kinase activity; ATP binding
Source: RefSeq, a predicted model, not a curated record
AUGAUUAUCUCGCCUCCUCCUACUCUGCCAUCAAGGGCUGUGAUAGAUGACGAGCGGAGAUUCGAAACAAUUACUUUGCCCUGUGAAUGGGUGGAGGAUUAUCACCCCGGGGGUUAUCAUCCCGUCGUUCUCGGCGAUGUCUUCAACGACGGCCAGUACAAGGUCAUCCGCAAGCUCGGGGAGGGCUCCUACUCUACGGUCUGGCUCGCCCAUGACCUGAAAUUCUGGUGUCAAGACAUCUCCAGAUUGACCACUGAAGUACAAAUGUUACGCCACAUCACAGACACCGCACCAGCACAGGCAGCCCAGUAUAAUACGCGACUGCUGGGUGAGUUCGAUCACCGUGGCCCCAAUGGUGUCCACAGGUGUCUGGUCUUCGAGCCCAUGGGUCCCAGCGUAAACACGAUGGUCGAGGAGCUGCCGCAGUUUAAACCUCGUCUGUUUGGCAUGAACAUCCGCUAUCCGCUUCCGAUGGCAAAGAGUAUCCUCAAGCAGUCCUUGCAGGCGCUUGCAUUUCUCCACGAGAAUGGGAUCGCCCAUGGAGAUUUCCAGCCAGGAAACAUCCUCUUCGCGCUAACUGAUCUGGACUCGACCCCCGAGGACGUGCUCCGGCAGGAGGAAGACGUGCAAGCCCGAUUGGUCUCGCCGCCGGUAGAGAGGCUCGACAGGAAACAAGACAAAUGGGCGCCGCGAUAUCUUUGCGUUGCGCAGCCGCUGGUGCCUUUCACUCGCUACACGGAAGGGUUCAAGGUCAAAUUAUCCGAUAUGGGUGGCGCCAAGCCCGUUACACCACUUGGGCUCCGAGCCUCCGAGUUAAUCCUGACCGGCACCGUCAACAACACUCUCGAUGUCUGGAGCUUCGACUGCCUGGUUUUUGAGCUAAUCACCGGACAGCCACUCUUCUGUAUCCCGGGACCCGAGCAUGAAGAUGAUGACCAUCUUCUCUCCCUCACUGCCCAGCUCGGGCCCCUCCCCGACGAGCUCUUCAAGCAUUGGAAGACCUCGUCACUAUACUUUACCCCCGAGAAGAAGCUCUUCAACUGCGAGCUAGGAGGAGCCACUCCGGGCGAGGAACCACUCAUGGUGGAGGAGAGCUCCAUGGAAGAGUUAUUCGAUCAGGCGGGUCCCGAUCUAGAUGACGAGGAAGCUCGUCAAGUGAAGGCACUCAUUCGAUGGAUAUUGCAGUAUGAUCCUGCGAAGAGACCGUCGCCUGCGGAGAUCUUGUCCGAUCCUUGGUUCAGGCAGAUUGAUAUAGAGGACGAUUCGUCCUAG